Molecule: messenger RNA, 2520 nt
Organism: Neohortaea acidophila
Lineage: Eukaryota; Fungi; Ascomycota; Dothideomycetes; Mycosphaerellales; Teratosphaeriaceae
Exons: 1
Coding region: 275-2296 (673 amino acids)
Source: RefSeq, a predicted model, not a curated record
CAACAAGCGACCACAACACAUAACACCAUCGCUCGCCCUGCGCGAUACAGCACUCAACUCUCUUGUUGGAUCUGGGAGGUACUGUUCCCGGGACAAGGCCUCGUUCUGCAACCGGGAUAUUGGACACCUACGCGCCGGAUUCAAGAGGCACAAGCCGAACCACAAAUGCCACCCCGAGUGUCGAUGAAGCUGCAAUGAUCGCUUUGCACUCCUAUACAUAUUCGCGGCCUCUGACAACCCUCAUGCGGCAGCGGUAACGCAGCAGACCGGCUCGAUGUCCUCUGACCGCACCACCCACCCUCAGCGUCCACCACUCAAGCCCUCCCUGUCCUCGAAUCGUACCGCUCGAGUCCCUGUCGCACCUCGAGUCGCCGCCCCAAAUGCCACUGUUUCGGUGAAAGCUGUUGCUUCUCAGCCCGUAUCGACUGUGAGAUCAGACCCCCCGGGCUCCCGGGUGAGACAGACGCCGACUCCCGUCAAGGAUGUCUUUGCAAAUGGCAACAUCACCCCGCGCUCGUCUGCGCGGUCUUCGCGGCCGGGCAGCGCCAGUGCUUCUCCCAUGGGCACACCUAGGCAGAAUCCAGUGGUCGCGGCUGGCGCAGGCGAGAAGAGAGGAUACUUUGUCGCGAGGGAAGGCACAGCGGGCAGCAAACCUCAAAGUAUGGUUGGAGAUGGUGGACGGGCACAGUCGCCUUUGGUCAGAUCGCCGACACUGUCUGACUUGAGUCCGCCGUCAGAGAGCAGGAGUUUUGAAAGCCGCUUCUUCCAUGCUAGCGAUGUGGCGAGUCAGGAGCCCGUGGUCAAGAAGCCGGAGCCGCCCAAGAAGGCGCAAUUCUUCCACGCGGAUGGCAUGCAGGAGGCGGAGAGUUUCUCGCCGGCCGCUGCUUCGUCGUCUCCUGUUCUAUCUGCAGUCUCUGAGCAAAAGUCGCAUGGCCCAUGGGUGCGGGCGGAGAAUGCGGCGCCGGGACCUAAAAGUCCCCCGCCGAUAUUAUCACCCGCGCUGAGCGCUCUGUCGGCCACGUCGCCAUUCUUUGCACCCGCCAGUCCUAUUUUACCAGGCCAAAGACGCUCGCCAUCGCCCAGUAAGGAAAAUAUUCACCUCUCGUACCGGAAAGGCGUGUCGCAAAUCAUCGGAACGAGACCAACCCCGGCCCCUCGAUCAACCAUCACAAGCGCCGACAACGUCCAGCUCGCUUCCCUGCACGAGCGGCAAGGCAGCACAGGUCCUACUGCCGCAAGUGUGGGCCAACACACAAAAUCGUUAAGUGUGUCCUCCGCACGACCGCCCAGCGCAUUCUCAGGACAUCGAAAAUCUACAACAAUAGAAGACACGGACCCUCUAGCAUCUCCCCUCAUCCACGAGAUCAAAGCCGUGUCUCCUUCAUGGGCUCCCAAACCCCAAUCAGACUUACCUUCCAUCGACACAUCCCUCGAGUCGCCGGGCAGCCUACCUCGCUCCGAAUCACUCACCUCGACCAAAGCCGUGUCCGAAUUAGCAGCAGAGGCUCGACGGGAGCGGAAAGUGCUCGAUCUUGAGAUUUCCAACAGCUCCCUUCUAGCCAUCAACGCAAGUCUCGAGCGAGAAGUACGCCGGCAAAGGGCAGAGUUGAAGAGCUUCCGCCGCCUCUCCCGCGCCGGUCGCUUCUCCUUCGCCCCCGCCGACAGAGGCGGAUCAGGAUCCGCAGAUCUCGGCGCACUAGCAGAAGAAGACGAAGAAGACGGGGACAACAUGUCCGACGGCGACCUAGACGACCUAAGCUCCGACGACGAAGACGAAAGCACCCUCUCCUCCGGCGAACCGCUCAGUCUCUCCGCCCAAGACCGCCUAGCGAAAGACGAAAAGCGCCUCAACGCCGAUUUGGAAAAACACCGCGAACUCCUCGUGCAGAGCCAGGCGAUGAACCAGUCGCUCAAACGCUGCAUGUAUGCCACCGAAGACAUGAUUCGCGAGGGCAAGAAGGCGCUCGAGUACCAUGUGCGCGUCUCGGAUGUUAAGCUCGGUGGCCGCGUGCUGAGUACGCAUGAUGAUGGCGAGGUGGACAGGAGGGAGAUUGAAGUCGCGGAUGAAGCGGAGGGCGAUGAUUCCGUUGCCCAGGCGAGGACCUUCUUAGACACAUGGACGAAUGUCGGGGAAGCGAGUGUCGGCAGCAGCGAAGGCGGCGAUCGCGACUCGGGGAUUGAAGUCGAUCGCCUACUCGCUUCGGCGGGGACCAAGGGCGCAGGCAAUCCAUUCGCAACCGAGCCCGGCCGCCCGCCUGGCCUUGUGGAUCUCGGGAGGUUUGGGAGUUUCUCGUAGAAUGGGAGACGCUGGCCGCUGCCUUCUGCUUGAAGGCCUGGUUGUUGAUGUCGGUUGCAUGGGCUGGGCUUGGAUGGAUUGCUCCUCGUGAUACCCUCUUUCGUUUACUCUUUUUGGCGUGUAGGAUAUACCCCCUGUCGAGAGCAAGGUUAGAUGAUGAAGUGUUUCUGCAUUUUCCACUCUACAAUCUUGACUGCCUUUCGAUUCAUUGGCUUUAAGUAUUA